CAGAACUGAGUAUUUCCACCAUUCAUGGCAGCCAAUCUGACAUGGAAUCCGAUUUUUCAUCUGUGCACGCCGAGGAAGUGGAUGUCAAUUUUCCAACGGAUUUCGAUAAGAAGCACAACAUAAUCAUCAACACGACCCCGCAGCUUGAAGCGCUCUCGGCCCGUUACAAAUAUAGCUUUGCCUACAAGACAUUUAGGGAACGUGUGCCCCGAAUGCUCAACGAGCUGAUGAGCUGCAUGAAGGAGAAAGAGGAUAGGAUUAUGGAGCAGUGUGGUGAUUAUGCGCGCUUCGCUCUUAGCCGGGUUCUAUGGAGCCUGGACAUCUUACGGAAUGAGGUCUUGGCUAAUGAAAUGUUCAAGCAUUUCCAUGACAAAGAUUCGGAUGCAAAUGAUUGGAAUGGAUUCAUCGAGAAACUGGAGAGGCGAGAGAAAAAUCAAUGGUUUUCCGCCAAUUGGUUGCAUGCCGAAUGCUAUUUAUAUCGACGCAUUUCGGCCGCAUUCCGGCGGGAAGAGACUCUCCGCGAUUAUGACUACUUUAGUUCGCAAAAGAUGUGCGCCGCGCGGAAUAUAGUUUAUCUGAUGCACACAGUCUUGAAGGAGUUAUCUCAAUUGUCGCGUAGUCGAGACAGUUUCCAACUGAUGCUGAAGGUAUCGCUGUGGGGUAAUAGAUAUGAUCUCUCCCUCUUCAAAGCGCUCACUGAUAAGCCGAUUGGCGAGUACGAUAAGCAUUUAAUAGAGGAUCAAUCGGCGGAUGUGUGGCGACUGCUUACAGAGGGCAUACACUCCUCCGUCUCACCUGUCACAGUUGACAUUGUCUUGGAUAAUGCGGGCUUCGAGCUAUUCACGGAUCUCCUCCUGGGUGAGUAUCUGGUCCGCACUGGACUCGUAAAAAAGGUUUGCUAUCAUGUCAAGGCCAUACCUUGGUUCGUCUCGGAUGUCACCGCCAAUGACUUUCACUGGAUGCUUCGAUUCCUUCGCGACCAUCAUAUAACUGAAAUGUCCGCCUUUGGGCGCCGACUGCUACGUCUUUUCCGAAAUCGAUCUAUGACACUGUGUGACAAUAGUUCCUUCUGGACCCGCCCUCAGGGAUGCCGAUUCAUGCGUGAAUUGUCGCCUUGUUUGUAUGUUCAUUUGAGUUUCGGCGCUUUGGCCAUUUUCAAGGGAGAUCUCAACUAUCGUAAGCUGCUCGAUGACAUCAAUUUGAAUCCAACGACUCCAUUUAGCGAGGGAUUAGGUGACUUUUUGCCCACUAGCAUUUGUGCGCUGCGUGUCAUCAAAUCUGAUCUGUAUUGUGGCAUGCCCCAUUGUGCGGUCGAGUGGCUAACCGAGAGUGAUCCCAACUGGAUGUUGUCUGGCGAGAAGGCCGUUAUUCAACUGGCCAUCAAGCCCAGGCCAUGAAUAAUUGAAAAUAUAUAUAAAAGCUUAAAUAUUUGUCUACAUACAACAUUUUCUACUGGUUAUAGAAAUGAAUAUUUUAAUCAUUUUUGUAGAAAAC
Messenger RNA from Drosophila grimshawi, 1494 nucleotides. RefSeq names its product damage-control phosphatase ARMT1. Gene Ontology annotation, molecular function: phosphatase activity. The record is from RefSeq and is a predicted model, not a curated record. The coding region runs from base 42 to 1397 and encodes 451 amino acids. Gene Ontology annotation, biological process: DNA damage response. The transcript has a single exon. Lineage: Eukaryota; Metazoa; Arthropoda; Insecta; Diptera; Drosophilidae. Gene Ontology annotation, cellular component: nucleus; cytoplasm.